CUCAAGCGCGCUUCCAGCACUGCAGCGCCUGUCCUUGCCGCCCAACCUGCCCCACAGCCUUCGCAUGACUUCAACAUCGAGUGCAUCAAAGAGCAGUACUUUGGCGUUGGGGAGGGGAAGCCGUGGUGUUUCUGAGAUUACAGGACUUCCAAGUCUCUCGCGGAAUGCGAGGAAAAGUACCCCGCACUGCUUCCAGGCGAACGGUUCACGGAAGGCGAGUCCGAUAGAGACCUGGCAGCGCGUGCGGUGCGGCCGUGGAUGAGGUGAUCAUGCCCCACGUACGCAAUGCAGAGCACAUCGCGCUCGUGAGCCAUGGGCUCUACAUUGACGCGCUCGUCGCUGCGCUAUUGAAGAGAGACUCUAGCGGUAUUGCCCCUACUCGUGAGUACACUGGGAUGAAGAACACGGCGUGGGCGAGAGUAGUCAUUAAAGUACAGGCAUGCAGGGCAUUGCGGAUGGGACACCAAUAUAUCUCGCUGACGAAGACGCUGCCCCUCUGGUCAUACUUAAUAGUGACGGACUUCAGUCAUGCAGACCAUCUCGUCUCGCUUAACUCCAACACCUGCGGGACCGGCAAGAUUGCCUACGACCAAAGGCAACGGGAAAUUCGGGUGUCCUUCAGCGGCACGACGAAGGCAGUUGCUACUGAGCACUGCGAGAGCAAUGUACUGGACGGUGUUGAUGGAAAAGCAAAGAACUGA
Suillus paluster is the source of this 701-nucleotide messenger RNA. RefSeq lists its product as uncharacterized. Bases 270 to 701 code for a protein of 143 amino acids. NCBI's taxonomy places the organism in Eukaryota, Fungi, Basidiomycota, Agaricomycetes, Boletales, Suillaceae. The record is from RefSeq and is a predicted model, not a curated record. The transcript is spliced from 3 exons.